AUGGCGCCACAAGAAUCUUUUUUGAACGAUUGGGCGAUUAACGUACAGAAGACAUGUGUGGAUGAAGGUAGCGUUCGGGUCAGACCAUCAAGGCUUGUUUCUGUAUCAUCUAUGCUUGGAUCGGGCCUUGCUGGUUCAAACUAUUCGGCCUCAAAAUGGAGACAAGAAGCUCACGACCUUUUUGGUUUGAAAAGGCUAGCUAGAGCGUAUUUCAAGAGCGGUGGGUCCUUCACAAAAGAGGAAGCUCCUGAAAAUGGAACGAACAAGUAUACCGCCAAAAUUCAUAAUUCCCAUGGAAAUCAUCCCUCUAGUGGCACGAUGAUUAAAGUCAGCAAUAGACUGCCACAAAAGAGACAUAUAUACUCAGUAUCAAUGGACUCGUUCACUGAUCAAGGGAAAAAAGCUACGAUAACAAAAAACUCAAGACAUACGGUAGGUAACGACCUAAGCGGUGAUUUUCCUAAACUGAUGGACACCAAGACAACUCGGGGUACAAAUGUCUCCGAUUUGAACUUUCUACAUCGGGAUCAGGCUCCAGCAGCUCUUUCUAAAACUAAUUCAGAAUCCUCAGAGACUAGUGCAGAGAGAGUAGUGCAGCUAUGCAACUUGCCCAAAGACUUUGGUUUACAGAGUUUGAUAUCUCAAGUUUACGGAGGGCCGCUUGAGAAAAUAAAUCUCUGUAACGAUCCUCACAAUCUGUCUGUUAUCAACGGUGUACAGUUGCAUUUUGCUUCAAGUCAAGCUGCCAAGAGUUUUAUGUUAUAUGGACAAACUAAUCAUCUAAAUAUAAACGGACACAUACUGAAACCUGAAUGGGCUUUAAAGCACAAUAGUGACUUAUUCGACGUGAACCGUGAAAUGAUGAAAGUCAGUGCAAACGAAAACAAUGUUAAGGAAAGCUUAGAUGGGCUUGGGGUACGACGGUGUCUAAUAGUGAAGAAAACCGGACACUCGAAUCACUCUAGGUCGCGGCAUGUCUACUCCAGUCGACAAAGCUUGUGCCAAUUUGAUGUCAAGGAACUGAGAAAAGAUUUCGAAGAAUUCGGGAAGAUUGUUGAAAUUACUCCAAUGAUAUCCCGUAAGCUCUGUGUUUCAAUUAGUUUUUUUGACACUCGAUCUGCGAUGAGUGUUUUGGAAAGCUACGAGAAACCGAAUUCGUACAUGAAUCUGAAAUAUAACAGAGAUUGGUCAAUAACCUAUGGCCGCGAUGUUACAGAUCGCCCAUGCUACAUGAUUAUUUGA
This is a messenger RNA of Lachancea nothofagi CBS 11611, 1242 nucleotides long. The record is from the annotation of a GenBank genome assembly. Lineage: Eukaryota; Fungi; Ascomycota; Saccharomycetes; Saccharomycetales; Saccharomycetaceae.